This is a messenger RNA of Darwinula stevensoni, 2631 nucleotides long. NCBI's taxonomy places the organism in Eukaryota, Metazoa, Arthropoda, Ostracoda, Podocopida, Darwinulidae. The record is from the annotation of a GenBank genome assembly.
AUGUACCUUGAAAAACUAUUCAAUCACACUGUUUUUCUUGCACUGCCGGUUUGUUCUGGGAAGAAUAAACGUCUCUUGAUAGAAGGGAUUACAAGAGAUACAAGGUCUCUCUUCCCAGAGAGACCUUGUAUCUCUUUUCAUGUCAUCUACGGUCACAAGCUCAAUGUGAGUCACAUCCUUGAAGGGUCCUGUGACAUCUUCCAUGAGCCUAUCUAUCCAAGGUUCACUAAGGAGACCUGCUUGCCAGAAUGGUGCUACUUGCAGCAGCAAUAUGUACCAAGUCUGGGAAAGAUCCCAGAAUAUUGCCGCAACAUGGAUGAGAAAGACAUAAUAGACAAUUCGUUCAAUCUCAUAUUUGCUUUUGAUGAAAUAGUGGCUCUAGGAUACCGUGAGAGUGUGAACUUGGCUCAGAUUCGCACUUUUGUAGAAAUGGAUUCGCAUGAAGAAAGGGUCUAUCAAGCUGUCAGACAGACUCAAGAGAGGGAGGCUAAACAAAAGAUGCGUGAAAAGGCGAAGGAGCUCCAGAAGCAGAGGAUGGAAGCUGUUAAAAGAGGUGGAAAGCCCAGUUAUUUUGGGUCUGGAGGUUCGGGAGGUUUUGGCUCAGGAAGUGUACCAUCUGCUCCAUCUGUGGGUGACAUUGCAUUCGCUCCAGAGCCUGGUCUACCCAAGUCUCCUUAUAAGUCACCCACGAAGCCUAGUGGGCCAAGCCGUGCCUUGAAAUUAGGAGGGAAAGGAAAGGAUGUUGACAGUUUUGUGGAUCAGCUGAAGUCAGAAGGAGAAACGGUAGUCAACAAUCCUCCUCCUGUGAAAUCUGGAUCAAUUCCCUCUCCUGUUGCCAAAAUUACUCCACCACAGCACACAGAACCGGUUCAUCUGCGCAUUGAAGAGAAGAUUACUUUGACUGCCAGUCGUGAAGGUGGGCUCCAGAAUAUGGAAGUACAGGGCCUGAUGACUCUCCGCAUCUCAGAGCAAACAUUUGGUUUCAUUCGGGUGAUGCUUGAGAACAGAGAUAAACGUGGCAUUCAAGUCCAGACACAUCCAAAUGUGGAUAAGGAGCUCUUCAAACGGAAGGGUGAAAUUGGUCUCAAGAAUUCAUCCAAAUCAUUCCCCUUGAAUACUGAUGUUGGAGUUCUUAAAUGGCGGCUUCAGACUCAGGAUGAAAGCCUCAUUCCUCUCUCCAUCAAUUGCUGGCCAUCUGAGAACAAUCGGGGUGGCUGUGAUGUCAACAUUGAGUAUGAUUUGCAAGAUGAAAGUCUGGAGCUGAAUGAUGUAACAAUCACCAUACCUCUCAGGGCUGGGCCAGGGGUUCCCCCACCAGUAGUAGCAGAAUUUGAUGGUGAAUACUUUCACAACACCAAACUUAGUGCCUUGCAGUGGAAGCUGCCAUUGAUUGAUGCUAGCAACAAGUCUGGAGCCAUGGAAUUUGCUGCUUCGGGGGCUCCUGAUGACUUCUUCCCUGUUAAUGUCAGUUUUGUCACUCAGAAGGCCUAUUCUGACAUCACUAUUGUGGAUGUGAAGCAGGUUCAGGAUGGCUCCUCAGUGAAGCAUUCACUUGAAGAGAUCUUCUUCCCAGAGAAGUAUGAGAUUGUAUAGAGAUCAAUCUGGAUGGGCACACAUUUCUGAUCUUUACCCAGUUCUCUCUUUCUUUCUCUCUCUCUCUCUCGUGUGGUUGCUUGGGUUUUGUAUAAUUUUUCCUAUUGUAUGAUAACACAUUAUUUAUGUUUCUAAAGCAUCAUCUCCUGGUACUUUGGUUUUGUUAAAGUAAGUAUGCAAUCAUUUCACAUUCGCAGUGCAUUCCAACUGUGAUCGGCUCAUCCUUCCUCUGUUUUCUUGUGUAAUUCUCUCACCAUGUAUUGAUUUGAUCAUCUAAGAAAAUAUAGAUAUUGUUGCAUGAGUGCUGGUACAUUAGAAAAUGCACAGAAAUAUGAAAUUGAUUAUUGGAAUGGAAUUGAAUUAGUUCAGGGUGUCGACAAAGGAUGGUUAGAGAUAAUGCUAGAGUGCUAUUAGAGGCUGGUCUUUCCAUUCUCUUGGAGCUUGAAGGGGAAUUUCACAUUAUGAAUGCCUAUAUGUAUGGGGCCUUGGAAACAAAGAAAAGUCUGUUCCUUUGAGAACUGUCUCUUUCUUAACCAAUCGCAUAAGUUAUUUUUUAGCAAAAGAAAGUCAACAAAAUCCCUCUCAUAUACAAGAAAACAACAAAAGAUGACAACCAGCACCUUGAAGUAAAAUCUCAGGAAUGAAUUGCACAACCAUAAAAACUUGGAAUGAAAAUUGCCAUAUAAACUAUGGCUCACAAAAUGUUUAGCAAAUUCUGCUAAGUAAAUACCUGGAAGAUCCACUAAAUAUGGAUGAAGCAUCUGUCACUGUCAUUUUAUGUAACUCGACUGAGGAAAGUUACAUCUCACAAAAUCUCAAAAAGUUCAUGAGUUAAGAGAUCUCUCCUAGAAUCCCUGUAUUGUUACCUUUACAUGUUGUCUUAAGUUCCCAAAAGCAGAUUGCACAAAUCCUGUUCCAUAAGAGUAAAUGCAUUAUUAGAUCUCAGCAGAGAACUAAAAUUCAGUGUCCAGUGGCAUAACUUGAGCAAGAUGUAUUGUUGCAACUUCUCUUUGUUACAUUUGAAAAAAAAUCCCCAAG